UCCAGACAGCCCAUCAUGAUCCACUGCCAUAGCAUGUGUGCAGGGUGUGGGGACCCUAUCCAGGUGGGUCAAUCUCUGUUGGCUCUGGAGCACCAAUGGCACGUCAGCUGCUUCCGCUGCCAGGUCUGCAGACAGCCAAUCACACGCGAGUACUUCAGCAGGGAUGGCAGACCAUACUGUGAAGUGGACUACCAUACGCAGUUUGGCAUCCGCUGUGACAUCUGCACCAGAUUCAUUACAGGCACAGUAUUGGAGGUGGGAGGGCGACAGUUCCAUCCCUCCUGUGCUCGAUGUGCUCACUGCCACCACAUGUUCCUAGAAGGAGAGGAGCUCUACCUGACAGGGGCAGAGCUGUGGCAUCCAGAGUGUAAGAAGGCAGAACGAGCUGAGAGAAAGCUGAGGCGCAGACGUGCAUCGGAGACCUCUGCUUCCUCCAGUCUGGGUUCUCCUGGUCAUGUGAUCAGAGUCAGAUUGGGAAAUGAGUGUCUGGAUUAUAGAACUGUGGCUGCUCUGCCUGAGGACAAAGCCAUUUAUGAGAUGGAGAGUCCAGUUCAACGCCACCAGGGUGUAUGUUUCAGUCGUCGCCAGCGUUCCUCCAGCGUAGACUCCUACAGCCAAUCUGCAUCUUCUCCACCUCAUUACUACUGCACAGGCUCAGACAGUGGCAGGAGCUCACCCUAUCACAGUCAUGCAUACUACACCCCGCCCACCAGGAACAAGACGCCAAAACACUUCCACCUUCCAGCCACAGGAGAGACUAGCAUCUACGGAAAGCCUCCUAUCUACAAACAAGCAGCUUUCCAAAGCCAGUGCAUCACCGGUGAAGACGUCCCAAUGAUGCCAGCAUCACCCAAGCAUCGUACUCACACCCCCCGGUCGCCAAGGAGAUGCAUACCUGGAGGGCAGGAACAUGGGCGGAGUCAGUCCAGACCACAGGGGGAUGUGAUGAGGCAAACAUGUUCCCAUGGAGAUGACCGCCCUGUGACCUGUGACCUCAAACAGACCCACACCAGCAACUAUAAGGUGAGCUGAGCUCUGAAUUCCAACACUAACC
This is a messenger RNA of Sardina pilchardus (European sardine), 1054 nucleotides long. RefSeq names its product actin binding LIM protein family, member 3 (gene ablim3). The transcript has 15 exons. Bases 16 to 1032 code for a protein of 338 amino acids. NCBI's taxonomy places the organism in Eukaryota, Metazoa, Chordata, Actinopteri, Clupeiformes, Clupeidae. Gene Ontology annotation, molecular function: actin filament binding. Gene Ontology annotation, cellular component: stress fiber; actin cytoskeleton. Gene Ontology annotation, biological process: cilium assembly; lamellipodium assembly. The record is from RefSeq and is a predicted model, not a curated record.